Molecule: messenger RNA, 2784 nt
Organism: Anopheles coustani
Lineage: Eukaryota; Metazoa; Arthropoda; Insecta; Diptera; Culicidae
Product: transmembrane protease serine 9-like
Exons: 12
Coding region: 1-2784 (927 amino acids)
Biological process (GO): proteolysis
Molecular function (GO): serine-type endopeptidase activity
Source: RefSeq, a predicted model, not a curated record
AUGCUGGAACGCGGAACGCUAACGUUGCUCGGGCUGCUCGUGAUCGCGUCGUCAGCUGAUCGAUGGCUGGUGCAGGCAUUUCGCAAGUCGUUUGAAGAGCUCAGUGUGCACACAAUUCCGGACUCCGGUUCACUAGAAGAUUGUUCUCUCCGGCUUCAGAAACUAGCGAACGAUGACCCCCCGGCAACGCCAUCGGAGGAAUUUCCCUCGUUCUCGCGAGAGUUCGCUCACCUGGCGGCGCUGGGAUGGAAAUCGGCUUCCAGUGGUGAAAUCGAGUGGCGUUGCAGUGGAAGUUUGAUUGCGGAAGACUUUAUCCUCACCGCGGCGCAUUGCACCAAGGAUGAAGGAGUCGAACCCACCGUCGUCCGGGUGGGUGAUCUAGAUCUGUACAGCACGAAGGACGAUCGUUACGUGCAGCAGAUCGAAAUUGCGGAGAUUAUCCGCCAUCCGGAGUUUAACUUUAACAGCGCGUACCACGACAUUGCGCUGCUGCGACUGAAGAAAUCCGUGACUGUCACCGACUUCGUGACGCCGGCCUGCCUCUACACCAACGACUCGCUGACGUUCGACAAGCUGCACGCGACGGGAUGGGAUUUUUAUGCCGAAGUGUCUCCACCGAUCGUAAGCACCCCGCUGAAUCCGAUCAAUCAGGAUCGGUGCAAGUUCUGGUACCGCGAUAACAAGGAAGCGUUCCGGAAGGGCAUCAACCGUAUGCUGAUGUGCGCCGGUGACGAGCAGCUCAAGAGUUGCCCAAGCGAUACGGGCGGCCCGCUGCAGGUGACGUUGCUGUCGAGCUCGCGCUACACACCGUUCGUCGUCGGCGUGUCGGCCCUUGGCGUUCCGUGUGGCGCAACGACGCCCGGCGUGUACGCGAAGGUACCGCACUACAUCCUGUGGAUCGAGGCCGUCACGAAGCGCGCGUUCCAUCCACCGGAGUGCGUCGUACGCUACAUCUCCAAGCGCGAAGUCGAUUCCUCACUGGUCGCCAGGGAGCUGCGGACCACUGCCCAGGAGACCCAUCUGACCGGCAAGAGAAGCACGCUGGCGGCAAAUCCUUUGCGUGCUAAAUUGCACGUAUUCAAAGAAUUUAAGUGUGCGGUCGGGAAGGAGGGGGAAAAUGUGGAGUGGCUUUGCGGUUGCACAAUUGUUGCACAGGACUUUGCCCUGACGUCCGCCCGGUGCGUCAAGGAUGUAGACGUCGAUGUGGUGAACUAUCGCAACGACUGGAAGAAGAUAGAGGAAGUAAUCUUCCACCCGGAGUACGACAAGAAGACGCUCUACAACGAUCUGGCACUGAUUCGGCUGCAAACCGACAACCGCAAUCGGUACGACUGGAAGGCGGUCUCCUGUGUGGCUGCUCCGAACGAUGACGAUCAAAGGCAGUAUCUUUCCUUCGGGAUCGGACCGUACAACCUGAACGACGACGGCCGGACCGACGGCAACGCGGACGCCACGGAGCGCUACCUUACGGCCACGCUGCAGCUGGUGGAGAACGCUAACUGCACCGCGUCCUACGCCGGCUACGGUAUCCUGAAGAGCGGGCUCAACGAGACGCAGUUCUGCCUCGGCUCGGGCGGUGACCACCUGGUGCCGGGUGCCUGCGAACCCUGGAAUGGGAACGAGGUGCUGAACGAAAUCCGACCGCCGGUGGCCGCGGGUGGGCCAGGUGCGCACAACCCCUUCCCCGAGGACCUCAUCGGCGUGAGCUCGUACGCCCCGGAUUGCGGGUUCGGGCGCCGUCCGCUGGUCGCGUCCCGCGCCAUCGCCUUCCUCGACUGGAUGAACGUGGCCAUCUACAAGACGGUGGACGUGUACAGCGUCCCGCAGCAGCUGAUGGACAAGGAGCUCGCGCUGGACUACAUCUGCGAGGGGGCCGACCGGGAGGCGGGUGUAUGCACCCACAUCGACUACUGCUCGCACCGGGCGCUGGCCGACGUGACGACGGUGAAGGUGUGCACCAACGAGACGGCGCUCAUCGUGUGCUGCCCGGUGAACUCGUUCAUCGCGACCGCGCACCUCCCGCUGCUGACCGAGUGCGAGACGAACUACCAGCGGUUCCGGAAGAAGUACGCCGACUUCGCGGCCAGCGCGGAAGGCGGCCCGGGUGACCACCCGCACGCGGUCAUGGUCGGGUGGAAAGUCAACAAGACGGCCACGGCCUGGCACUGCCUCGGCACGCUCAUCAACCUGAACACCGUGCUCACGACGGCCGGUUGCGCCAACAGUGUGCGAAGACGCAGCCCGGAUGUGAUCAGCGCCGGGGAGACGGACGUGGCGCGGAUCCCUGACGGCGAGGCGGAGAUAAUACGCGUGAAGGAAACGAUCCGCUACCCGAGCUACAACGCCAAAACGCACGACAAUGACAUCGCGGUGCUGAAGCUGGAGUCGGAUGUGUUUGUAAACGAAAAUGCAAUUCCGGCUUGUUUGUGGCGCGAUUUGAACCGAACACCGUACUACGGCCAGGAGGUGCACUUCGACGGGCAGGCGGUAAGCGCGCGGGACAAAAAUGUGGUGCACAACCGGGACUGCAAGCUGUUCACUUCGCAUACCGAGCUCACCAUCGAUCAGCUGUGCUGGCAGGAGUUCCGGCUCCGUUCGGACGGCACCGACGCGCCCAACUGCGGCCGCAAAGGCGAUCCGCUUAUUACGCUGCAGCGGACCAACAACAUCUACCUGCCAUACCUGGUCGGUCUGUACAGCCACGACCGCCAGUGUGCCGGCGGCGAGCCGAUCGUCGCCACACGCAUUUCGUCCUACAUCAAUUGGAUUAGUCUCUACAUGUAG